This is a messenger RNA of Aspergillus caelatus, 445 nucleotides long. RefSeq lists its product as uncharacterized. NCBI's taxonomy places the organism in Eukaryota, Fungi, Ascomycota, Eurotiomycetes, Eurotiales, Aspergillaceae. The record is from RefSeq and is a predicted model, not a curated record. Bases 107 to 313 code for a protein of 68 amino acids. The transcript is spliced from 2 exons.
UUUUUUUUUUUUUUUUUUUCUUUAUGCUCUGCAGCAUCUGGGUGGAGAAUGGUUGUUUAGGAAAGUCUCUACGAUAGGUUGGUUGGCUUGCGGGGUAGAUAAACUGAUGUUGAAGAGUUGCAGAUGUAGGUUUCGGUGGGGUUUGAUUUAUAUGUUUGUCUUUGAUCUGAUGUUGUGGAGUGGCUAUGAUAGGAGAACUUGUUGGUUCUGGACUUCUUGGGUAGACACAUUUCUAUGGUGUGCUCUCGGGAAUACGAGGUAUCUUUGUGUGGAUAGUCUCAAACCUUGGAACAUAGUUUUCUCGCGCGCUUGAUGAACCAACGAAACUUGAAGCUCUACGAAGCCAUAGCGGUUAAACACUUUGUCGGAUCCGAGAUAUCGCCAUCGGAAUGGAUAGAGGCAAUUCUCUUGAGGAGAUAAUGUUGGCAAGGUCGCGCGCUACCUG